This is a messenger RNA of Rubroshorea leprosula, 1455 nucleotides long. NCBI's taxonomy places the organism in Eukaryota, Viridiplantae, Streptophyta, Magnoliopsida, Malvales, Dipterocarpaceae. The record is from the annotation of a GenBank genome assembly.
AUGGCUACACGUUUUUUAUAUAAUUAAUGAAAUGAUUUACAAAAUUUAAGGUUCAAACCUAUAUUCUUUUUCUAAUUUUUUUUUUUUCAAAAAAAGAGAUCAUAACAUUAAUAUAUAUGUGUGUCAAAAGUUUUUGUACACCAUGUGACAAUUAAUUAUUAGCAGCAUUUUUAUUAUUCUGUCCUGCAUUUUGGUCCCAGCUUGCCAAACUUGCAUAAAAAAAAGGUUGUCAAACUUGCAUCAUUUAUAUCUGAAAGAGGGAGAGAAAAAUUGCAAUAGGAGAGAUGGAUGAGGAGAUCAAGAAUUUGGUUAAGGUAUGGAUUCUGGCCAUCUCAUCUCUCUGCUAUUGCUACUACAUAUCUGCAAAAAUCCCUAGGGGUCUAGUGAGGCUCCUCUCCAUCCUCCCUGUUGUCUACCUCUUCAUCCUCCUCCCCUUCAGCUUCUCCUCCACCACUCUAUGCGGCACCACCGCCUUCUUUCUCGUAUGGCUCGGCAAUUUCAAGCUCCUCCUCUUCUCCUUUGAUCAAGGCCCUUUAUCCCCACCCCCAAGCAAACUUUUCCAUUUUAUUUCCAUUGCUUGCCUUCCAAUAAAAAUCAAGGAAGACCCACCUUCAAAAUCCCCUCAAGCACUUGCAACAAGAAUUAGAGUACCUGAGCCAAUUCUCUGUAGUGUAAAAAUAGUGGUUUUAGUUCUUAUUUACCAUCUGUAUAACUAUAAAAAAAUUUUACCUAAAAAUAUACUCUUAACUAUUUAUUGCGCCAAUCUUUAUCUUCAACUAGAACUUGUGUUAGCCCUGUGUGCGACCCCGGCCAGAGCCUUCUUAGGGUUUGAGCUCGAGCCACAAUUCAAUGAGCCUUACUUAACCACCUCCCUUCAAGACUUUUGGGGUCGCAGGUGGAAUCUCAUGGUCACUCGCAUUCUACACCCUACUGUAUAUGACCCAAUACGCCGUAUUUCUACUGGUAUAGUUGGACCGAGGUGGGCUGCUCUACCAGCUGUUGUCGCAACAUUUGCCGUGUCGGGUCUGAUGCACGAGGCAAUUUACUAUUACAUGGGACGUGCGCAUCCCACAUGGGAGGUGACUUGGUUCUUUGUCUUACAAGGAUUUUGUUUGGCUAUUGAGGUGGCGGUGAAGAAGACUGUGAGGGAGAGGUGGCAUCUCAGUCCAGUGGUUUCCGGGCCAGCAACGAUAGUGUUUGUGGCGGUCACCGGCUUUUGGUUGUUCUUUCCACAAAUUGUGAGGAAUGGUGUUGACGAGAAGCUUAUAAGGGAAGGCACAAUGCUUAUAGACUUUGUGAAGGGCAUUUUAACCAAGCUAUGCUUUGGAAUUUUGGACAUCUAAAUAGUAAAUCCCAUACAGGUGCUCUGUGUUGCUUCUCUCAAGACUCAAGGUAUCAAAGUUGAUUAGGUUAUUUUAAAAAUUUUAAAUUUAGAAAUAAAAAACUUGAAUUGUA